AUGUGCUUUGCUUCUGACGACUCGUUUGUCAUGACCAAUGCUCUCUUCCGCCGCCAGCAAAAGAUUCGUUCCUACACCGGUGCGAUGCAUCACCAACCCGUUCGCCAGAACCAUCAUCGUCAUGUUCAAAUCUUUGCUGAGAAGCACAUCCUGCCGAUUAACACUCUGGAUCCCUAUACCUUCGCCUUCAUUGAUUCUGUGGACCCAAUUCCCCUCGUCAACAAUCUUGGGUGGCUUCCAAUGGGGGAUUCCCCACCUCGCAUCUACUGUCCGGCGGCAGUUCGGGAGUUCUUCUCCAAUCAUCGAACAAAUGGACUGGCGACGGGGAAGUUCACCACUCUGGUUUUCGGUAAUAUUCUCACUUUCUCUAUCGAUGAUCUUGCUCCAUUUCUGGUCCUGCCAAGUCUCGGCAAGAAACUUAUGAGUCCAUUGGAAUUCUGGUCCUACAAGUUUUAUCUGCACAAGGAAGCCAUGAAUCGUCCCUUUGCAGAGUUGGAUGAUUCUCUCAAGCUCCUCCACUACUACAUCAAUCGGGUGUAUUUUCCACGGACAGAGUCUUUGAAUGUCAUUCUUCCCCAUGACUGCUGGCAAUGCAGUCAAAAGCGCGAUUCUACCUAG
This is a messenger RNA of Linum trigynum, 618 nucleotides long. The record is from the annotation of a GenBank genome assembly. Lineage: Eukaryota; Viridiplantae; Streptophyta; Magnoliopsida; Malpighiales; Linaceae.